Messenger RNA from Hylaeus anthracinus, 1237 nucleotides. RefSeq names its product insulin-like growth factor I. Gene Ontology annotation, cellular component: extracellular region. The record is from RefSeq and is a predicted model, not a curated record. Lineage: Eukaryota; Metazoa; Arthropoda; Insecta; Hymenoptera; Colletidae. The transcript has 3 exons. The coding region runs from base 509 to 1165 and encodes 218 amino acids. Gene Ontology annotation, molecular function: hormone activity.
AUGUGGAACAAGAACCGCGUGGCGAGGCAAGCCGGUACCAGUGGCACCGACAAACUCGGUACCAGCGGAGGUCUCUUCAGAAACAACUCGGACACCGCCAUCCGUCUUUCAACCACUGCCGUCGGCCACGACAGUUGAUCGCAACACCUACCUACCAGCAACACACGAGAUCCGCGAACACCUACCACAAGUGACAGUUGAAGAGAUCGGAGACCAGACAACCCGAACUUCAGACCGUUUCUGAAGAAAUUCCGCGAGGGAAUCCACGCUGAGAGCCAAAGACUGUUAAAUAGGAUUAAUAGGGACCAGGAUAGGCACCUGGACCGGAACCACUCGAGACUGUUUGGUCCAUCGCGGUGGGAAGCUCGAGGACACGUGGCUGGAGAAUGCCGCAGUCAGCGGUUCAACCGUGAUCACUUGGCAGAAGCGAAAAUCCCCGUGUGUACCGCGCGCGAAUCCGUCGCAUCGUGGACAUUCAGUGUCGAGUUAACACGGUCGAGCGUCAGAAAUGUCGAGACCAGGGUGCGGAACGAUGACGUCGAGAAGAACGAGAACGGGGAGGAUGGUCCUGAUAGGCCUGAUCCUCCUGGCGCUCCUGGACACCGUCAGCGGUGUCCCUUACAAGAGAUCGCUGCUCAGACUGUGCUCCAAGAGCCUCAGCGAUGCUUUAGCGCUGGCUUGUAAGGAUCGCGGGUACAACGAGCCGUUCUCCUAUAGCGCAGAAGCGGAUCCCCAGGACUCGAUGGAACCAGGACUGGUGGAGGAGUGCUGCUACCGUCAGUGCUCGUUCUCGCACCUGCAACAGUACUGCAAGCAGGACACGGACAGCCCCGUAGGCGCCUUAGAUAACUCGGUCUGGAUAGUAAAUUUACCGUAUUCCUCUGGGAGGCCGGAAACGUCGUCGGAGGAGAUAUCGAGAUCGGACACCAACAACGUCACCGGCACGAUCAAGUGUAACAUCCACGGGUUGAAGGGGACCAGGAAGAAAGGAACUAACACGUACCACGACGACUGCGUUGGCUGCGAUGGAAAGGUCUCGGCGAGGAGGCAUCGCGGCGGCCGGCAUCGACGGCAGAGGCGUCGUCGUCUUGGCAAGGUACCAGACAAGGCACCAGUUGACGGAACGCCGGAGAACGGGGAGUCCAAGGGUUCGCCGUUCCCGUAAGACACGCAGUCCCGGUCAGGCGAGAAGAGAACAGCCCAGGAACGUUGGAGUCGAAUCAACGUUGUUAUCGCG